Molecule: messenger RNA, 3312 nt
Organism: Cucurbita maxima (winter squash)
Lineage: Eukaryota; Viridiplantae; Streptophyta; Magnoliopsida; Cucurbitales; Cucurbitaceae
Product: glycine dehydrogenase (decarboxylating), mitochondrial-like
Exons: 16
Coding region: 169-3312 (1047 amino acids)
Biological process (GO): glycine decarboxylation via glycine cleavage system
Cellular component (GO): chloroplast envelope; mitochondrion; glycine cleavage complex
Molecular function (GO): glycine binding; pyridoxal phosphate binding; glycine dehydrogenase (decarboxylating) activity
Source: RefSeq, a predicted model, not a curated record
CAUUCAAUCGUGAGCAAUACCUUGUUUGGGAGUUGGUUGGCUGUGAUUCCCCACUGUCGCAAGAAAAUGGGCUGUCUUUUUCAAACCUAAUGAACUUUCGCUCAUGGAGUAAUUGACAGACGCAGCCAUUAUUUAAGCUUUUGACGAACAGAACAUAACCCAUAAGCUAUGGAACGAGCGCGGCGGUUGGCGAACAAGGCGGUGCUGAGGCGCCUUGUUUCAUCGUCGAAGCACCACCGUCAAAUCGACCCUCCAUUGUUCAAUUCCCCUGUUUUCUCUACUCCUUCGAGGUAUGUCUCUUCGCUGUCUUCUAAUUCGUUCUUGUGUCGACGCGCAAGAACGGAUUCAUUUCUUCAUCGGAAUGAUAUCGGAAUUGGGUCUCAAACCCGUUCGAUAUCCGUCGAGGCAUUGAAGCCAAGCGACACUUUUCCUCGCCGCCAUAACUCUGCAACCCCCGAAGAACAGAGCAAAAUGGCAGAGUUAUGUGGGUUUGAAAGCCUUGAUUCGCUCGUCGACGCCACUGUCCCCAAAUCGAUUAGGCUCCAAUCCAUGAAAUUCUCCAAGUUUGAUGAAGGGUUAACUGAGAAUCAAAUGAUUGAGCAUAUGCAAAACUUGGCCUCUAAGAACAAGAUUUUCAAAUCGUAUAUAGGGAUGGGGUAUUAUAAUACUUUUGUUCCUCCUGUUAUUUUGAGGAACAUAAUGGAGAAUCCUGCUUGGUAUACUCAGUACACGCCAUAUCAAGCUGAGAUUUCACAGGGCCGUCUUGAAUCUUUGCUUAACUAUCAAACAGUAAUUACAGAUCUCACUGGCCUCCCCAUGUCCAAUGCCUCGUUGCUUGAUGAAGGGACGGCAGCUGCUGAGGCUAUGGCAAUGUGUAAUAAUAUCCUCAAGGGGAAGAGGAAAACGUUCAUUAUCUUGAACAAUUGUCACCCGCAAACGAUCGAUAUUUGUGUUACUCGAGCGGCCGGGUUCGAUCUUAAAGUAGUGACUGCAGAUCUUAAGGAUAUUGAUUAUAAAUCUGGUGAUGUUUGUGGUGUUCUUGUUCAGUAUCCUGGCACUGAAGGGGAGGUUUUGGACUAUGGGGAGUUCAUUAAGAAUGCUCAUGCUAAUGGGGUUAAGGUUGUGAUGGCGACCGAUCUUUUGGCGUUGAUGAUGUUGAAGCCACCGGGUGAAUUAGGGGCCGAUAUCGUCGUUGGAUCUGCGCAGAGGUUCGGUGUUCCAAUGGGGUAUGGAGGUCCUCAUGCUGCCUUUUUGGCCACCUCUCAAGAGUAUAAGAGAAUGAUGCCAGGAAGAAUCAUCGGUGUUAGCGUCGAUUCUUCGGGUAAACCUGCGCUGCGUAUGGCGAUGCAAACUAGAGAGCAGCAUAUCAGGAGGGACAAGGCUACUAGCAACAUUUGUACUGCUCAGGCGUUGCUGGCGAACAUGGCUGCAAUGUACGCCGUGUAUCACGGACCGAAGGGCCUCAAGGCUAUUGCAGAGAGAGUUCAUGGCCUCGCCGGUGCUUUUUCGGUCGGACUGAAGAAACUAGGUGCUGCAGAAGUUCAAGGUCUUCCUUUCUUUGACACUGUAAAGGUUAAGGUUGCUGAUGCAAAUGCAAUUGCAGAUGCUGCUUACAAAAGUGGUAUUAAUAUACGAAUCGUCGACAAAAACACGAUCACUGUUGCUUUCGAUGAAACGACGACCUUAGAGGACGUUGAUAACCUUUUUUCAGUUUUCUUUGAUGGAAAACCAGUUCCGUUUACCGCUGCAUCUCUUGCUCCAGAGGUCGAGAAUGCAAUUCCUUCAGGGCUAGUGAGGGAAAGCUCGUACCUUACCCACCCGAUCUUUAACAUGUACCAUACAGAGCAUGAAUUGUUGAGGUACAUCCAGAGGUUGCAGUCGAAGGACCUUUCGCUGUGCCACAGUAUGAUUCCAUUGGGAUCUUGCACAAUGAAGCUAAACGCAACGACGGAGAUGAUGCCCGUAACAUGGCCCGGUUUCACCAACCUUCACCCUUUUGCUCCUAUUGACCAGUCUCAGGGAUAUCAGGAGAUGUUCAGUGAUUUGGGAGACCUGUUAUGUGCAAUAACUGGGUUUGAUUCUUUCUCGUUGCAACCAAAUGCUGGUGCGGCUGGAGAGUAUGCUGGCCUUAUGGUUAUCUAUGCUUACCACAUGGCAAGAGGAGACCACCACCGCGACGUGUGCAUCAUUCCGCUAUCAGCACACGGGACCAACCCCGCAAGUGCAGCUAUGUGUGGAAUGAAGAUCGUAUCGGUUGGAACCGAUUCAAAGGGAAACAUCAACAUUGCAGAGCUGAAGAAGGCUGCAGAAGCCAACAAGGACAAUCUAUCAGCACUCAUGGUUACAUAUCCUUCCACACAUGGAGUGUAUGAAGAAGGCAUUGAUGAGAUUUGUAAGAUCAUUCAUGAGAAUGGAGGCCAAGUCUAUAUGGAUGGAGCCAACAUGAAUGCCCAGGUGGGUCUAACAAGCCCAGGUUGGAUUGGAGCUGAUGUUUGCCAUCUCAAUCUCCACAAAACAUUUUGCAUUCCACAUGGAGGAGGUGGCCCUGGCAUGGGCCCUAUUGGUGUCAAGAAGCAUUUAGCACCAUUUUUGCCCUCUCAUCCUGUGAUACCUACUGGAGGCAUUCCUACUCCCGACAAUGCACAGCCUCUCGGUACCAUAGCUGCUGCACCAUGGGGUUCUGCUCUUAUUCUCCCAAUAUCUUACACUUACAUAGCCAUGAUGGGGUCUGAGGGCCUUACCAACGCAUCUAAGAUCGCCAUUCUGAACGCUAACUAUAUGGCCAAACGUUUAGAGAACCAUUACCCCGUUCUCUUCCGUGGUGUCAAUGGAACAGUUGCCCAUGAAUUCAUCAUCGACUUGAGAGGCUUCAAGCAAACUGCUGGAAUAGAGCCUGAAGACGUUGCUAAGCGUCUAAUGGACUAUGGUUUCCAUGCACCCACCAUGUCAUGGCCUGUCCCAGGCACGCUCAUGAUCGAACCCACAGAAAGUGAAAGCAAGGCGGAGUUGGACAGAUUCUGUGAUGCCCUUAUUUCGAUCAGAGAAGAAAUUACCCAGAUUGAGAAAGGAAAAGCUGAUAUCAACAACAAUGUCCUGAAGGGUGCACCUCAUCCACCAUCUCUGCUAAUGGGAGAUGCAUGGACAAAGCCAUACUCUAGGGAAUAUGCAGCUUUUCCAGCUUCCUGGCUCAGGGCUUCCAAGUUCUGGCCAUCUACAGGACGUGUUGACAAUGUGUACGGUGAUCGCAACCUGAUUUGCACCCUACAACCAGCGAACCAGGUUGUCGAGGAAGCAGCAGCAGCCACUGCUUAG